AUGCAUCAUGUGCGGGCGGGAGAGACAGAUGAAGACCGCGACGAACGUGGGGAGGACCGUGGACGCCCUCCUCUACUCCAUCGGGUCCUCCCUCUCGUCCCCGGGAAUUCGGUGCAUAAUCGCUUGCGAAAACGGAUCGUUCAGGGAAGGAAAAGAAAUCUUAAAGAACUUCUCCCUGAAGUGAAAUUGGGCGAAGAACAGGGUCUGAGACGCAAGGCCGACAAUCUCUCAGCUUGCGGUCGCAUCGGUGCGCCUCCAAGUCGAAGUUCGGGAAUACCGAGGGGCCUGAGAAGGGAACGAUCCAACGGGAGAAUGGAAGUGGAAUAUCCAGGGAAAUACCCCUGGAUGGUGGUGCUGAGUCUGGUUCAAGAUCUUCCAACCCAGUGUGUGGGGACGCUCAUCACAGACCGACAUGUCCUCACCUCUGCUCACUGCUUCCAAUCAUCCACCGAAUCUCUUGUGGUGGUGACGUUGGGCGAACACGACAUGAAGACGACCUCGGAGGCGACGACCACGACGCAGACGGUCCCCUGGGAGAACGUCAUCCGCCAUCCCCAUUUCGACGCGUCGACGCCGGAGAACGACAUCGCCCUGGUGAGACUGGACACCCCGGUGAACUGGGAGGAAUUCCCAAACGUCCGCCCCGUGUGCCUGGCGAACACCUCCCCGGAUCCUUCGGCUAAGGCGGUGGUUGCAUGGUGGGAAUGGCGCGACGUGCUGUUGGAAGCGGAAUUGGAAGUACUACCGGACUCAACGUGCAGCAAGAAAUGGCCAGAUCCCUUCAUCGCCACCACAUUCUGCGCCCUCGGAAUCGAUCGCACCUGUCACGGUGUUUUCGAGGAACCGGUGAUGAUCCAAAACGAAGCGGGGAUCUUCGAGCAGUUUGGAAUCCCAAUGAAACGCACGUGUCGCGAACACGAGCCCGGGUUUUACAUCAAAGUAGCCGGUUUCCUCCGUGACUUCAUCCAGCCGAACACGCAGGAUGCAAUCUGGUGUCCUCCCGAGUAGAACACUGGCGAUGACGAUCGAACGAGGAUCAACGAUUGAUAGGAUUUCGUACCGGGAGAUUGCCUGAUUCUCUUACUGUUCACUUUUUGGCUCGUCAACCGAAGAAAAAUGUGUCGGGC
Molecule: messenger RNA, 1127 nt
Organism: Darwinula stevensoni
Lineage: Eukaryota; Metazoa; Arthropoda; Ostracoda; Podocopida; Darwinulidae
Source: the annotation of a GenBank genome assembly